GCAGCCUAUUUCUUGUACCAAGAGAGGGAAGAGUGCUUCUUCCCCAACGGGACCGGCCCCGGGGCGGAGGGGCGCUUCCUGUACCGCGCCAUCUACAACCGGCAGGACAUCUACCACUUCGACAGCGACGUGGGGUGGUUCGUGGCCCUCGCGCCCAUGGCCCAAUCCAACGUGGACAAGUUCAACCGGGACCCGGACCAGCUGCGGUCCGCGAAGGCCCAGGUGAACAGCUUCUGCCACCACAACUACGGCAUCAUGGAGCCCUUCGCCCUCGGCAGGAAAAGUGAGCUCGCUCCCCCACCCCGUGCCCCUCGGGAAGAGGGCUGA
This is a messenger RNA of Anolis sagrei ordinatus, 327 nucleotides long. NCBI's taxonomy places the organism in Eukaryota, Metazoa, Chordata, Lepidosauria, Squamata, Anolidae. The record is from RefSeq and is a predicted model, not a curated record.